Messenger RNA from Euleptes europaea (tarantolino), 1929 nucleotides. RefSeq names its product solute carrier organic anion transporter family member 2B1 (gene SLCO2B1). The transcript is spliced from 14 exons. Gene Ontology annotation, molecular function: bile acid transmembrane transporter activity; protein binding. The record is from RefSeq and is a predicted model, not a curated record. Gene Ontology annotation, biological process: transmembrane transport; bile acid and bile salt transport; sodium-independent organic anion transport. The coding region runs from base 1 to 1929 and encodes 642 amino acids. Gene Ontology annotation, cellular component: membrane. NCBI's taxonomy places the organism in Eukaryota, Metazoa, Chordata, Lepidosauria, Squamata, Sphaerodactylidae.
AUGUCAGACUUGAAGAAAGAAGUCUCCUGCGUGAACCCCUUUCGCUCUGUCAAGUUCUUCGUGGCGUGCCAGGCUCUUCUGCAGCUGACGCAGCUGAUGGCAUCUGGCUACAUGAAAGGCUCCGUUUCGACCAUUGAGAGGCGCUUUGGGUUCUCCAGCCAGACAUCCGGACUGGUGGCUUCCUUCAAUGAGGUGGGGAACACACUGCUGAUCGUCUUUGUGAGUUACUUUGGGAGCAGAGUCCACCGGCCCCGGGUGAUCGGCUGUGGGGCCAUCCUCAUCUCUGUAGCGACGUUCAUCAUUUCUCUUCCUCAGUUCCUACUGGGAAUGUACGAGUAUGACCGCUCUUUUUCGGACAACUCAAACCUUACAGAUAUCUGCCUCCCUGGCCAGCCAAGCAUACCUGUUCCCGAGCAGUGCACUCUGAAGAGAGCGGCUGAGAGCCAGGUGGCCCUUUUCCUGCUGUUGCUUGGGCAGGCUCUGCUGGGGAUCGCCACCGUUCCCAUCCAGCCGUUCGGCCUCUCCUACGUUGACGAUUUCGCCAGCAAAAGCAACUCGCCUUUCUACUUGGGGAUCAUCUUUGCGGCGACCACGCUUGGGCCAGCGAUCGCAUUCGUUCUGAUGUUCCUCACGUUGCGCAUCUAUGUCGACGUUGACAAAGUACCUGCAAUGGGAAUUCAGCUCUCCUCCAGUGAUCCGCGAUGGGUCGGCGCCUGGUGGCUGGGGUUCGUUUUUACAUCCGGGCUGGCUGCUGCCUCAGCAAUACCGUAUUUCUUCUUCCCGAGAGAGCUGCCGAAAGAGGAAGAUCCACGGGAGGUAAUUGCAGAACCGAGCAAGAGCAGCCUGCUGUCCGAGCCUAAAGGGGGACUCGAAGAACUCACUCUGCUGGAGUUUGUAAAAAUGCUUCCCGUGGUCCUGAUGAGAAAUUUCAAGAAUCCCUUUUUUGUCGUGAUGAUCGUGGCUCUGAUCAACCUCACCAGCAUGAUUGCGGGCUUAGCGACCUUCCUGGGGAAAUUCCUGGAGAGGCAGUUUAGAGUCGGGACAGCGUACGCCAGCAUACUCAUAGGUUCCUGCAACCUCCCCGUGGCCAUGCUGGGACUCCUGCUGGGCGGCCUCAUCAUGAAGAAGUUCCACCUGUCCCACAAGCAGAUCAGCCUCCUGUGCGUCAUCAGCAUGGGCCUCUGCCUCGUCUUCCAGUUCCCCCUCUUCUUCCUGGGCUGCCCUGCGCAGCAGGUCUCGGGCCUCAUCCCUGCCAGAAGUUCCGGAGUUGGAGGAGGACUUGUGUCCGAUUGCAACCGAAUGUGCAACUGCUCCUCCACUGCCUACAACCCUAUUUGUGGCGAAGAUAGCGUCGAAUACAUUUCCCCUUGUCAUGCCGGCUGCUCAACUUUAAAUUACUACCCUUCAAGUAAGAUAGUCGUGAAUUACACCCGCUGUAGCUGCAUCGGCACCGGUGGGGCGAUGGGAUCUGCCGUCCCAGGGUCCUGCAUCAAAGACUGUUCCCGGUUCCUGACUCCUUUUAUGGUGCUCAGCUGCAUAGCGGGAUUUAUGGCAAGCAUCACGCAGACGCCAUCCUUCAUGCUUAUCCUCAGGAACGUGAAGGCUGAAGACAAGUCUUUUGCGAUUGGGAUCCAGUUUCUCUUGCUAAGAUUGACUGCCUGGCUGCCGGCCCCAGUGCUCUACGGCACAAUCAUCGACACCACCUGCAUCCUGUGGCAGUGGAAAUGCCAGAGGAAAGCCGCCUGCCUUUACUACGACUCCACCUCCUUCCGGAAGAGAUUCAUCGGCGUUCAACUCUGGUUUGAAGCUUGCUGCUUUAUCUGCUUGGUGAUCAUGUUCUUCCUAUACUGGAAGAAGGAGCGAUCCCAGAAAGGGCCAAAGGAAGAAAACCACCUGGAUGAAAUACCAGAGGCUGAAGUGAAGACUUGA